AUGGCCUCCAAGGCAUGGAGACCCCCAACCGGGUCCAAGAAGGGUAGAUUCACUGUCGACAGCGGAGGCGGAGUCGCCACCGGAAUGCAGCAGCAGCAGCAGACGCAGCCAGCACUGGCCCCUCAACCGGUCAAGCCCGCUCCCACACCUUCUAGCCGUCCGUCUACAGGUGGCAGACCAGUAAUCGCUGCAUCUCCGGGCUCCAACAUGCUGCCCCAGCAGGCUGCCCCGGGUAACAACUGGCCCUUUGUCCCUCCUGCGCAGUUGCAGGGCGGUGAGGGAUUCCUCCUCGACCUCUCGACGACGCCCACAGCUGGCGACUUUAACAGCCCCGCCUCCGUCUUUGGUACCUCGGCAUCUAGCUUCACUCCCAACGCACACGCUCAGGGCUUUGCGGCUCAGUAUGCCGCUGCCCGUGCUGCCCGCGGAUCGACUGCUGGUCCCCAUGGCUCGACGACUCCCCUCGAGCAACCUCCAUCGCCUUGGGGCGUCGACCAGUCUCAGUCGUUUGACUUUACUGGUCUCGACUGGAACCCGCAGCAGGCGCAACAACAACACCUCGCCCAGCAACAGCAGCAGCAACAACAGGCUCAGCAGCAGCAGCAGCAGCAACUGCAGCAGCAGGUCAACGAGGCUCAAGCGACACUCGAAGGACUCGACCAGAACAUGCUCGCGAACCUCGCCGAGAUGAUUGCCCAGAGCCAGAAGAACGCUGGCACAAUGCCUGUCAAUUUGAUGGGCGCCCUCGACCCCAGCUCGCAGAUGUCAUCGCCUGCCGGUCACAUGCAAAUGUCAGCGCAGACUCCCCCUCCGCCCCAGUUCCAGCCCCAGCCAACCGUCCCGCAAUCUCUUGCACAGAUGAUUCAGCAGGUCCAGCAGGCGCAGGCGCAGGCAGCCAUGGUCAACCAGCAAGCUCAGGCUCAGGCGCAAGCUCAAGCGCAGGCUCACGCUCAAGCGACAGCGAUCGCCCAGGGCGGCAGUGUGCCCCGCUCCAACGCCAGUCUUCUGACGCGUCGCAUGCAACAGGCGCAGGCUGAGCAGUCUAGCAGCCAGCCCUCCAGUCCCAGCAUGAACCUCGCCCAGCAGGCGUUCGCGGGUGGCUUUGGCUUCACCCCUUCCCAGCGUCCCAAGGCGGCUACGGCCCAGUCCUGGACGAGCGACCGCGCCAACGAGACCCCGGCGACGACUCCCGGCGGUUCCAGCGACGCAGUUAGCAGCCCAGCAGAGACGACUCUGUCAGUCAAGUCGUUCCGCCCAAUCAAGCCUCGUCGCCCCGAGGCCACUCCCCAUCCUCCGCCCGUCAAGCCGUCGCCCAAGUCGCUGUCGUUUGCCACGCCAGUGGCGACGGUCUCGCGUCCCCAGUCGCGCCAGCCGUCCAAGGAGCCCGAGAGCGCCGAGGACUGGCAGCAGAGGCUGGACAUGUCCAACCUCCCUCCCUUGCCAGCUGGCAUGAGUAUCGCCCACCUCUCUCAGUAUGGUCCUGCUGGCCUUGAAAUGGCGAUCCGGAUGGGUAUGGGAAUCGCAAUGAGUUUGCAGCAACCCAACUCUGCCGGCCUGUCUGCAAGGCAGGACUCGUCUACCAACCUGCGCUCCGCAGGCUCGACCAACCCGCCUUCUCCCGAAGGCGGUUCGGUGACAUCGCGCCAGCGGAGCGGGGAUGUCGUGUCCGAAAUCCUCAAUGACGACUUCUUUGCCGCACGUUCGCCACUGAGCACGAGUCCCACGUCGGCACUGCCAAUAUUUGCUUCCGGUCGCCGACCUUCCCAGUCUGGAGACCCUGGAAGUCCGCUGCCCGAGGUUCACCACCCAGAAGAGAUGGCCAAGAAGGACCCCCUCGCCACCCAGGUCUGGAAGGCCUAUGCACGCGCAAAGAACACGCUCCCGCACGGUCACCGCAUGGAGAAUUUGACCUGGCGCAUGAUGCACCUCACCAUGAAGAAGGAUGAGAACGGUGUCCCUCUGACCCCCCUGCAGCAGCAGCAGAUGCUGCUGGCUCAACAGCAGCAGCUGCAGCAGCCCCAGGAGGACCGGACGGCCAUGCCUCCACCUCCCGAGCCGGCGGCAUUGCGGACAGUGCCGGAAAUGGAGGAAGGAGAGGGCGAACGUGGUCGCCGGAAGGGAAAGUCACGCGUGGUUGGAUUCAGUGCCGGUAACCGCGACUCUAGUGCGAUGGACAUUGACUGGCGCGCGGCAUCACGUUCGCGCUCCCGCAUGGCCGUCGACUGGCGUGCGGCGUCGCGCUCUCGUUCCCGCUCGACCUUUAUGGGUGGCUACAGUUCAUUUGAAGCCGUCAAUGAGCAGCACGCACACAACCUGUUGGCGCAAGGAGGCACACACUCCAACUCGACUGCCAGCAUGAACCCUUCGCCUGCAUCGUUUGGCGCCGUCGCACGGUCCAUGCCCAACAACUUCCCUGGCUGGGUCGCCCCCGGUGUCGAGAUGGCCAUGUCGCAGCCCUUGCAUUCCGAGCUCAACAUGGAGCAGUUUGUCAACGGCGGCGGCAAGGACUCGCGCGAAUCGUUCAGCUACGAGAAGGAGGCAGAGGGAUCGGGCCGCAGCGCAGAGGGCCAGGGCGACGUGUGGGACGCCAUCCGUGCCGCCGAGGCCUACGACAUGUUCUCUGCCAGCGGACCCAACGCCGACCAGGCCGAGGCGCUCAACCACCACCUCUCCAUCUCCUUGAGCAGCAGCAUCAAGCAGGAACCCGGAUCUCACGUCGCCGCCUCGGAGGGAAGCACCAGCUCUUCAAAGUCCAAGUACAACUCGCUGCCUGGCAUCAACGGCCCCGGGCUGUACGGUGCGAUUCCAGAGAACUUCCAUCCCCAGUACGGACUGUUACCUCGCCGCGUCCGCAAGACUAGCUUUGACCACACGGUCCGUCCCGGCGCCGACGAGAUGGCACCACCACUGUUCAACCGCAAGCGCCAGGCCGAGGAGUCGCCCCAUGGCGGACACCACAACCCCCUCCCCGAUGGCGGCAGCGGGUUCCCUACGGCGCCAUUCACGUUCAACAUGCAGUCGUAUGACAACUUCUUCGACCUCAACGCUGCGGCCGGCGGGUCGGCAGCUGCCACUCCUGCCAACGGCGACGCCGAGGACGCACAGGGCCCCAACACCUCGAUCGAGUGGUCCCAAGGACAGCUCGCCGCCGGUGGUCCCGGGUUCGACGCGACAUCGACUCUGUUCCCUAACGCGCUCGACCCCAGCUUGGUCAUGCCGCCGCAGACCUCCGAGUCGCCGUUCGACUUCCAGCAGCUCAUGCACCUCUACCUCAACGACCCAGGCGUUCAGCUGCCUCUCACACACGUCAACCCCUCGGAUGUCCUGCGCCUCCCGUCCGAGUCGUUCUCGCCCCAGGACUCGCCCCAGGCGAACGGCCACACCCCCACUGCCCCGCCACCCAAAUCUAACGGCGAGCGUCUCUCUCUCCCUGGUGCUGGCCCGCAACGGUCCAACUCGUCGCCCAACCUCCAGUCGCUCAAGAUGAUGUCGUCGGCGGCCAAGGGACACAGUCGACAGGGCUCGACCACGAGCCGCCCCAAGAACCCGCGCAGCGGCGAAGCCACACCCACCUCGGAAGUGGCCGACCCGCUGGGCGGCGAGACGCCGACAAUGUGCACCAACUGCCAGACGACCAACACGCCCUUGUGGCGUCGCGAUCCCGAAGGCCAGCCGCUGUGUAAUGCCUGUGGCCUGUUCUACAAGCUCCACGGCGUCGUGCGACCCCUCUCGCUCAAGACGGAUGUGAUCAAGAAGCGUAACCGCACCGCACCAUUGUCCAAGGAGUCUGGCCGCAAGGGCAGCAAGUCGUCGUCGCGCUCCAAGCCGUCGAGUCCCCAAGCAGAGGGCGCCGCCCCGUCCACUGCCAUCCCCAAGCGCCAGCGUCGCCAGAGCGAUGCCCCCGAUAGCGGCUCGGCAUCAUUGUCUAGCAGCCUGGGAAGCGGUUUGACAAUGACGAGGCUCCGUUCGUCUGUACCCCCCGUGCUCGUCGCGCUGGAUCAGGUGUGCGCUACUACUGAGACGGAACUCGGUGAGACUAAGCGUGAAGUGAGAGAGGGCCGUGUAUAUCAUCCACUUUGGAUGGAGCAAAACACCGUUGUCGCCAGGCCCAAUGUGCCUCUAUGGGCCGUUUUGGAGUCCCUCGUCUCGCCCACACCGGACGCUCACCUGCAAAGUCAACAGACGAUGGGUGUCACCUACGCUUGUUGA
Apiotrichum porosum is the source of this 4209-nucleotide messenger RNA. RefSeq lists its product as uncharacterized. The transcript is spliced from 5 exons. NCBI's taxonomy places the organism in Eukaryota, Fungi, Basidiomycota, Tremellomycetes, Trichosporonales, Trichosporonaceae. The record is from RefSeq and is a predicted model, not a curated record. Bases 1 to 4209 code for a protein of 1402 amino acids. Gene Ontology annotation, biological process: negative regulation of transcription by RNA polymerase II; positive regulation of transcription by RNA polymerase II. Gene Ontology annotation, molecular function: RNA polymerase II cis-regulatory region sequence-specific DNA binding; zinc ion binding; DNA-binding transcription factor activity, RNA polymerase II-specific.